Molecule: messenger RNA, 1115 nt
Organism: Populus nigra (black poplar)
Lineage: Eukaryota; Viridiplantae; Streptophyta; Magnoliopsida; Malpighiales; Salicaceae
Product: 2-hydroxyisoflavanone dehydratase-like
Exons: 1
Coding region: 51-947 (298 amino acids)
Molecular function (GO): hydrolase activity
Source: RefSeq, a predicted model, not a curated record
ACUCCCAAAUCAAUGUAUCUUUAUUGCUGCUUUAAGCUUUCUCUCCUCAAAUGGGCAGCAAUGAAAUAGAUCGUAAAUUUCGAUUCUUGACAGCAUACAAGGAUGGGCGGGUCGAAAUACACUACCCGACCCAAAAAAUCCCCCCAUCUAACGACCCAAAUACCGGGGUCCAAUCCAAAGAUGUUACAAUUUCAACCGAACCACCUGUAUCCGCCCGAAUUUACUUACCUAAAAUCCUUGACCCGACCAAAAAAGUCCCAGUCCUCUACUACAUUCAUGGUGGCGGCUUUUGCUUUGAGUCUGCCUUUUCACCACUUUUUCACAGCCAUUUAAUGGCAUUGGUUGCUGAAGCGAAUGUCAUUGCCGUGUCGCUUGAGUACGGGCUAUGGCCGGAGCGGCCCUUGCCCGGAAGUUAUGUGGAUGCUUGGGCGGGGCUCAAAUGGAUAGCAUCACAUGUCGAUGGAAAUGGGCCUGAGCCAUGGUUGAAUGACAAUGCGGACUUUAGUAGGUUUUUUAUGGGCGGGGAUAGUGGUGGGGCUAAUAUGUCCAAUUUCCUGGCAGUUCAGAUCGGGUCCUACGGGUUGCCUGGGGUGAGGUUUAUUGGAAUGAUCAUGGUGCACCCGUUUUUUGGUGGUAUGGAGGAUGACGAAAUGUGGAUGUUCAUGUAUCCAACAAACUGUGGGAAGCAAGACCCUAAGCUAAAGCCGCCGCCAGAGGAUUUGGCGAAGUUAGGGUGCGAGAAGGUGUUGGUGUUUCUUGCCGAGAAGGAUCAUCUAAGAGAAGUAGGUGGGAUCUUUUACGAGGACUUGAAAAGAAGUGGGUAUAAAGGGGCUUUGGAGGUUGUGGAACAUGAAGGUGUGGCGCAUGAGUUCCAUCUCUUUGAUCCUGCUCAUGACAAGUCUCUAAGUUUGGUCAAAAAGUUUGCUUCCUUUCUCAAUGAGGUGUAGGUCAAGCUUCUUCUUUUUUCUCUCUAGGGUGUGAGCAGAAUAUCCUCCUUUCGUUUCCCAGAGUGUUUUUUUUUUCCUGCCCUUCAUUGUCAUGGUCAAGACCUGAGGUCGGGGUGGGUCUUUGAAGUUUCGAUUAUAGCGAGCUCGACAAGUUUGUUCUAAAAUUAA